Molecule: messenger RNA, 2682 nt
Organism: Lolium rigidum
Lineage: Eukaryota; Viridiplantae; Streptophyta; Magnoliopsida; Poales; Poaceae
Product: glyoxysomal processing protease, glyoxysomal-like
Biological process (GO): protein processing
Cellular component (GO): peroxisome
Molecular function (GO): serine-type endopeptidase activity
Source: RefSeq, a predicted model, not a curated record
CCGCGGCUGCGCGCCAUGGAGGCGCAGGAGAUCGCCGCCGCCGCGCGAAGCUUCUCGGCCAUGGCUCGGAUCGUCGGUCCGGACCCCAAGGCCGUCAAGAUGCGCCGCCACGCCUUCCACCUCCACCAGUCGGGGUCCACCACGCUCUCGGCGUCGGCCAUCCUCCUGCCGCCGGGCGCCCUCUCGGAGCCACCGCCGCUUCUAAGCCGUGUAUGCGCGGCUCGUGGUCACGCCGGGGGGCUCGCGCUUACGGCCGCGUCGCUCGUCGAGCCGUUCCUGGUCGCGGAGCAGCGGGAUAGCCCCAGCGAGGAACUGCAGCCGAGGUUAGUACCGGAGGCGCGUCUUGAUGUGCUAGUUGAGCGUGAGGAAUCAGGGUACAUCAGAGAUGGAGAUUCUGGAGCUCCACAGUGGCUUUCAGCUCAGUUACUUGCGAUGGUUGAUGUCCCAGCAUCUGCUGAUUCUGUAUUAUCCUUGUUAACAUAUGAUGGUUCGAUUAUUGGAAGUUCAUCAUGGGAUGUUGGCUGGUCAUUGGCUGAUGUCAAUCAGAAGCAGGUUGAAAAUGAUGUCCGGUCUUCCCUUGAGUCCAACAGGAAGAAUGUGUAUGCUGAGUCAGUGGAGCCAUCAAUAUUAGCCAAGUCAGCCACAAGAAUUGCCAUAUUAGGAGUUUCAGCCUUAACAUCAAAUAAUGCAAGACAUAUCAAUGUUUCACCGAUGCCACAGCGAGGGGACUCUCUGCUGGUAGUAGGGUCUCCCUUUGGCAUCCUGUCACCAUUCCAUUUCUUCAACAGUAUAUCAGUUGGUGCUGUUGCAAAUUGCUUACCGCCAGGCACUGUCAGGAGCUCACUGCUGAUGGCCGAUAUCCACUGUCUUCCUGGUAUGGAAGGUGCUCCAGUGUUUGACAAAAAUUCUUGUCUGGUGGGGAUGCUGAUGAAACCAUUAAGACAGAGAGGCAAUAGCAUACAAGUUCAGCUUGUGAUUACAUGGGAUGGAAUAUGCACUGCAUGGAGCAGCAACAAACUCGAGGAAGUUGAGCAAGUAUCAAAUGAGUUACUUGAUGACAAUAAUGCAGACAGUACAAUAGUUGAAUCAUGUGGCAUGGAUAACCAUAGGAGGCUUAUUUCUAAUUCAGCCAAUGGUCUUAACCUGUAUAGCAUUCCUCCUUCAGUCAGAAAUGCUAUAUCCUCAGUUGUUCUUGUCACGGUCGGUGAUACAUCUUGGGCUUCAGGUAUUCUCCUCAACAAGAAUGGAUUAGUUCUGACAAAUGCUCAUCUUUUGGAACCUUGGAGAUUUGGGAGAACUUCUCCUCUAGGUUUAGAAAACAAAACCACCUCACUUGCGGGCGAAUAUCUCCCUGAAGAAGAAAGUAAACUGUUGCAGUCACAACAAUGUACAUUGUCCAAUGAAGAUGCCAUUAAGCAUGAGGUUUCAUUGUUUAGUUUGGGUUAAAGAGAGAAGAGAAUAUCUGUUCGUUUGGAUCAUGGGGAGAAACAGACAUGGUACAGUGCUAGUGUGGUUUUCGUCUCCAAGGGGCCGCAUGAUGUUGCCUUGCUUCAAAUGGAAAAGGUUGCGAUUGAAUUGUGUGCAAUUAGACCAGAAUUUGUUUGUCCAGCAGCAGGCUCGUCUGUAUAUGUUAUUGGGCAUGGCCUUCUUGGACCUCGAUCAGGUCUAGGUUCCUCCCUUUCCUCUGGGGUGGUCUCAAAGGUUAUCAAAAUCCCAUCAGCUCAACAUUCUCAGCUGCCAAGCACUUCAGAGACUGACAAUAUGGACAUGCCAGUUAUGCUGCAGACAACAGCGGCAGUUCAUCCUGGAGCUAGUGGUGGUGUUCUUGUUAAUUCGCAUGGUCAAAUGGUUGGGCUAAUAACAAGCAAUGCUAAGCAUGGUGGUGGGAGCACAAUACCUCGUCUAAAUUUCAGCAUCCCCUGCAAAUCUUUGGAGAUGGUCUUCAAGUAUUCAGAAAAUGAGGAUUCCACAAUUUUGGAGCAGUUAGACAAACCCAAUGAAUUGCUCUCGUCAGUGUGGGCGCUGGCAAAAGCACCGUCAUCAAUCCCAUUUCUCAGUAGCCCCCCUGAAAAGAGCAGAGAGGCAAAAGUUUUGGAGUUCUCAAAGUUUCUCGCCGAGCAGGAAGAGAGCUUGAAAUCUGGAAAUGAUAUAGAGCCUUUCCUUAGACACAAGAUUCCUAGUAAAAUUUAGAUGGGAUUGCUUCUGCAAACACAAAUGGUUAGUACAAGCACAGUACACUAGACAUAGGAGUGAAGUAGAGGAAGAUAACAAGAAAAAUUAAGGAUUCAGAUAACCUGAACGCCAAAAUGGCGGGCUGUUAACUGAAAUUUCUACAGGAUUCGGCAAAGGACUUCAAAGCAUACUCUCUAUUGAUAAUGCACAGUUUCUUUCUGGAAAGAUACAUGUUGAUUCAUGCAUAGUUUGUGUCCCAGUAGAAGGGUGUUAUCAGAGCGCACUGACGUUGAUUUCAGCAAGUUCACGUGUCUUCAGGAAUUCCAUGAAGACAGGAACCAAUACAGCUUGUACUGAGAAGAAUAUGUUAUGCCUUUUGCUUGCUAGUUGUACUAACAAUGCUUUCUAGCAUCUGCAGUUGGUCUGAAACCCUCAACUAGUCCUGCCAAAGUCUUUAAAUUCAUUAUGGAAAUCUAUCUGGGUUUCAGCUGGGAUUUUGAUAUCCUAAUA